AUGAAACUUCAAGGAGCUGGACUCCAGGGGCCACGCUCUGCCACGUGCACCCAGCUGGGCCUCUGCAGCGAAGGGAUCUACAAAGGGCACUGCUUCCGGAUCAAUCACUUCCCAGAGGACAAUGACUAUGACCACGACAGCUCGGAGUACCUCCUCCGCAUUGUGCGUGCCUCCAGUGUCUUCCCCAUCCUCAGCACCAUCCUGCUGCUGCUCGGCGGGCUCUGCAUCGGUGCCGGGAGGUUCUACAGCCGCAAGAACAACAUCGUCCUCAGCGCUGGCAUCCUGUUCGUGGCUGCAGGCCUCAGUAACAUCAUAGGCAUCAUCGUCUACAUUUCCAGCAACACGGGCGACCCGAGCGACAAGCGCGACGAGGACAAAAAGAACCACUACAACUACGGCUGGUCUUUCUACUUCGGGGCCCUGUCGUUCAUCGUGGCCGAGACCGUGGGCGUCCUGGCCGUGAACAUUUACAUCGAGAAGAAUAAGGAGCUGAGAUUUAAGACCAAACGGGAGUUCCUCAAGGCUCCCUCCUCGUCCCCCUACGCCAGGAUGCCCAGCUACAGGUACCGGCGACGGCGCUCCCGGUCCAGCUCCAGGUCCACGGAGGCCUCGCCCUCCAGGGACACGUCGCCGGUGGGCCUGAAGAUCGCCGGGGCCAUCCCCAUGGGCGAGCUGUCCAUGUACACGCUGUCCCGGGAGCCGCUCAAGGUGACCACGGCGGCCAGCUACAGCCCGGGCCAGGAGGCCGGCUUCCUGCAGGUGCACGAUUUCUUCCAGCAGGACCUGAAGGAGGGCCUGCACGUCAGCAUGCUGAACCGGCGGACCACCCCCGUGUGAGCGCCCCUGCCUGGCACCAGCCUCUCCCCAGAAUGGCUGCUUGGAUCCCACGUGAGGGCAUUGAACCCUUAAGGCGGACCCGCCGUGGACUAAAGCCAAACCCAACCCUCCUGGUCUCCAGAUGCGUGGCGGGCUGGCGUGGAGCGAAGAGCCAGGACACUGGCAUCCGAAGGGAGAGGCUGACUUGAUCCCCCCAAAGAGGGUGCGUGGACGGAUGCCCUGGGUUCCGGAGUCUCCCGGGGGCUUGAGUGCAGUCCUGAGACUGCCCGGCCUUCGCCCACCUGGGAAAACACAAUCGAGCCAUUCUCUCCUCUUGGAAACAAAUAUUUCCGUAAGAACGAGCUUUCGGGGCCUUCCCUCCCCGCCGGGGCGCUGGGCCACUGGGAGGCCACUGGCUGGUACGUGGGGCCUAGGACGCUGGUCAGCUGCUUGUUAACCUGAGGUUCCUGGGCCUGGGAGCCGGAAAUGUGGAAGCUGAAGCUCUCCCCUUCCUUCUCUCCAUCCGUCUGUCUGUCUGUCUGUCUGUCUGUCUCUCUCUGACAGUGGCCUGUUGUUGACAUGGCUGUGAUCCCGAGGAGAAAGGCCUGCGGCCAAUGGUGCUUUGGCCUCUGUGCUGUCCUGGGGCCGGCGCCCCUCGACCGGAGGAGACCGAGGCCUGGAGGGGAGGGAACCCACAGAGGGGUCCUUCGCUGGCCUGGCGUGAGCUAAAGGCCAGAGUCUGUGGCUGGCUUUCCUGUCUGCUUCUGGAAGUUUCUGCCUCACACAGAAAGGGCAGAACACACUGACUGUGCUUGCGAGGCCGGAAGGUCCCGGGGUGACAGGGGUCACAGGCGGCCCCGUGGCUCCUGCUGGGUCCUCCUGGGGAGCGGACAGGUGGGCCUGCCGCACACGCCGAUUUGGCAUCAGCGUCCCAAACUGCUGGGCAAGAAAGGGAGACGGAGGGUGAACCGGGACCAGAACCUCAGAAAACACACAUCCGUCUCCGAGUGGUUAUUAAUCGUGAUUUAUUGCAAAUAGUAGCCAGGAGGGCAAGUUCCAUUCACUUCCUCAUCUUACAAAGUAGCAGGACGCCCCCCCCGCCCCCCCCGCAACUCCCGUUCUUGUAACUUAUUCUGUCGUCCCCCCUCCCCCCCACAAGGGCUCAGAGAGGAAGAGGAGGGGGGCCAGGCCUCGGCUUUCUUCCUCCUCAGCAGAGGGAUGCUCUGCGCUCCGGCACCGAGGAGGUGGGUUCCUUAGGUGAUGUUUUUUUCCAACCCCGCCCCCCAAAGCCAGCAGAGGCAUGGAAGCAUGUCGGGUUCAGGAGAAACACGUUGUGGAACACAGAGCUUACCCCCUUUUGUAUAACAAAGUCCUUUCUUACUUUUUGAGACUUGGGGAGCCGGCCUGGAGCAGUCAGCUGGGAUCCCGGGAGCCGUUGGACUUGGAAGUAACAAGCAAAUUCUUACCUCAGCCCCCUGCUCACAGAGCCCUGGGUGGACUUGGCCCCUAGGAGUUCAGAUCCGGGCCAAGGUCACUGCCAUCCUCCCUUUGCCCCCGAGAGGACAUCUCCACGUGUCCCGCCUCCCACCUCCGUGGCUGGCGCUGCGUGCUGGAGCCCCCCUCCCGCCCGCUGACCUGGGCUCUGUGAGGUUUGUCCAGCAUGUGCCGCCGUGAAUGCUGGGGUGUCGGGGCGCGCGGCUGCCCCUGCCGAGGGCUGACCCCAGCUGUCCUGCCUCACCCCUGCCACCCUCACCCCUCCACAUCAUGACACCAUCUUUCCAGGCUGGAAGGAAGGGGUGAAACCUGGGGACCCAUCACCCAGCGAGGCCCCCAGAUUCCAAAGCCAGGCAGCCUGGCUGUUCCUUCCACAGAAGUCCCCACCCGCCCACUCCCCGGGGAGUCUGUCCUUUCAUGGAGAAAGCUGUGUCCAACGAAUCCUACCUCUUGCCCAGUCCCAGGCGGAGCUCGCACAGCCCACUCUAGGGACCGAGAAAGUAGAGAGAAGCCACCAAGUGCAGGGAGCAGAACAGCCUGAGACCCUGGUCUCCAUAGCCUUUCUCCACACACCCUGCCCCAGGCUCCGGGAGGGACCCCGGCUCUGGUUCCCGUGCUCACGGCCUCUUACCUGGGGCCGCCCCGGGAGGGGCGGAUGGAGCUGGCCCCCUGCCCCUGUCAUUCUGAGACCUUGCGCUCCAACCAGCCCUGUGUGUUUUGCCAAUUAAGCACCUGUGAAUCCUGUACCUACUACUGGUUUGGGGUUGUUAGUUCGGUCUUUUUUUUUUUUUUUUAAUUAAAUAAAAUGAUUUUUAAAAU
This is a messenger RNA of Myotis brandtii (Brandt's bat), 3129 nucleotides long. It is a transcript of the gene CACNG4, whose product is annotated as calcium channel, voltage-dependent, gamma subunit 4. The transcript is spliced from 5 exons. The record is from RefSeq and is a predicted model, not a curated record. Gene Ontology annotation, cellular component: voltage-gated calcium channel complex; postsynaptic density membrane; AMPA glutamate receptor complex. NCBI's taxonomy places the organism in Eukaryota, Metazoa, Chordata, Mammalia, Chiroptera, Vespertilionidae. Bases 1 to 837 code for a protein of 278 amino acids. Gene Ontology annotation, molecular function: voltage-gated calcium channel activity; channel regulator activity. Gene Ontology annotation, biological process: transmission of nerve impulse; neurotransmitter receptor transport, postsynaptic endosome to lysosome; regulation of AMPA receptor activity.